This is a messenger RNA of Myiozetetes cayanensis, 3801 nucleotides long. RefSeq names its product mitofusin 1 (gene MFN1). The coding region runs from base 142 to 2400 and encodes 752 amino acids. Gene Ontology annotation, cellular component: mitochondrial outer membrane. The record is from RefSeq and is a predicted model, not a curated record. Lineage: Eukaryota; Metazoa; Chordata; Aves; Passeriformes; Tyrannidae. Gene Ontology annotation, molecular function: GTPase activity; GTP binding. Gene Ontology annotation, biological process: mitochondrial fusion; mitochondrion localization. The transcript is spliced from 19 exons.
CGGCGGCGGAGACGGGCACCGCCGGGGCCGUGAGGGAGCGGGGAGAGCUGGGGCUCCGCGUGGGAACGGGGUCCGUGAAGGAGCGGGGAGAGCCGGGGCUCCCAUGAGGGGCCGAGGCCAGCGGGGUCCGUGAGCAGCAGCAUGGCAGAAGGCUCCGUCUCCCCGCUGAAGCACUUCGUGCUGGCCAAAAAGACCAUCACUGCCAUCUUCGACCAGCUGCUGGACUAUGUCACUGAGGGGGCAGCCUUUGUGGAGGCGUGGUCUGGCAGGGAUGCCUGGCAUGGUUACACAGCCACGUACAGGAACCCAGAGCUUGAGCAUGUAGCAACAGAAGAUGAACUAGCAAAAAUACAAGCUUAUAAAAACAAGUUGGCAGUCAUUGGUGAGGUGCUUUCACGGAGACACAUGAAAGUGGCAUUUUUUGGCAGAACAAGCAGUGGGAAAAGUUCAGUCAUUAAUGCAAUGCUGUGGGAUAAGGUACUUCCUAGUGGGAUUGGCCAUACAACCAACUGCUUCCUCAGCGUCGAAGGGACUGAUGGAGAUAAGGCUUAUCUUAUGACAGAAGGAUCAGAUGAAAAGAAGAGUGUUAAGACUGUCAAUCAGCUUGCUCAUGCACUUCACAUGGAUAAGGAUUUGAAAGCUGGCUGUCUCGUCCAUGUCUUUUGGCCCAAGUCAAAGUGUGCCCUGCUGAGAGAUGAUUUGGUUUUAGUGGACAGCCCUGGCACAGAUGUCACUACAGAACUGGACAGCUGGAUUGACAAGUUCUGCUUGGAUGCUGAUGUGUUUGUCUUGGUUGCCAACUCUGAAUCAACUCUCAUGAACACGGAGAAGCAUUUUUUCCAUAAAGUGAACGAACGACUUUCGAAGCCAAACAUCUUCAUCCUGAAUAAUAGAUGGGAUGCCUCUGCCUCAGAACCAGAGUACAUGGAAGAUGUGCGGAGGCAGCACAUGGAGCGCUGUCUGAAUUUCCUGGUCGACGAGCUCAAAGUUAUUGAUCCUGUAGAAGCAAGGAAUCGAAUCUUUUUUGUUUCAGCAAAGGAAGUUCUGAGUGCCAGGAGACAGAAGGCUCAAGGAAUGCCAGAGGGUGGUGGAGCACUUGCUGAAGGAUUUCAAACAAGAUUCCAGGAAUUUCAACAUUUUGAGCAGAUAUUUGAGGAGUGUAUCUCGCAGUCAGCCGUGAAAACCAAGUUUGAACAGCACACUAUCAGAGCUAAACAGAUAAUAGAUACUGUGAAAAACAUUAUGGACACCAUAAACGUGGCAGCAGCAGAGAAAAGAGUCCAUUCCAUGGAAGAGCGAGAGGAUCAGAAGGACAGGCUGGACUUCGUUCGAAACCAGCUGAACAUUCUGACGGAAGAUACGAAGGAAAAAAUCAAACGUGUUACUGAGGAGGUCGAAAAUAAAGUCUCCUCUGCCAUGACUGAUGAGAUUUGCCGACUUUCAGUUUUAGUUGAUGAAUUUUAUUCAGAUUUUCACCCUUCUCCUCAAGUGCUGAAGCUCUAUAAGUCAGAACUGAACAAACACAUAGAAGACGGUUUGGGGAAGAACCUGGCUGACCGCUGCUCCAGUGAGGUCAACCAGUCAAUGCACCAGUCCCAGCAGGAGAUCAUUGAAAAUCUGAAACCAUUGUUGCCUUCUAGUGCUCAGAAUCAGCUCCACUUGCUAAUUCCAUGCAGGAAGUUUGACCUUAGCUAUGAUCUAAACUGUCACAGCCUGUGUGCAGAUUUUCAAGAGGAUAUCAUGUUCCACUUUUCUUUGGGAUGGACUUCACUUGUAAACCGUUUCUUGGGUCCUAAACAAGCUCAGAAAGUACUCUUGGGACUAGUAGAUCCAAACCUACAAAUCCCUCGUCCUUUAGCCACCACCCCGUCUGCCGCCAGCCUUCCCGCUGGAACUCCAGACACUGUGCCCCAGGAUGACUUUAUGGUUCCUUUGGUACUGAGUUUAGCCUCGCUGACCUCACGGACCUCCAUGAGCAUCAUCGUUGUUGGCGGAGUGAUUUGGAAAACUGUAGGCUGGAAGCUGAUCUCGUUCUCCCUGAGCAUGUACGGACUGUUGUACCUGUACGAGAGGCUGACCUGGACCACGCGGGCCAAGGAGAGAGCCUUCAAGCAGCAGUUUGUGAACUACGCCACCGAGAAGCUGCAGAUGAUCGUCAGCCUCACCAGCGCCAACUGCAGCCACCAGGUGCAGCAGGAAAUGGCCACUACCUUUGCUCGGCUCUGUCAGCAGGUAGAUAUUACCCAGAAAAACCUGGAAGAAGAAAUUGCUAGGCUUUCCAAAGAAAUAGAUCAGCUGGAGAGCAUACAGAACAACUCCAAGCAGCUAAGAAAUAAAGCCAUUCACCUUGAGAACGAACUAGAUCGCUUCACAAAACACUUCCUUCAAAAGAGUAAAUAAACUGUCCUUGCGAACCUUCCCGGUGAUCCUUUGUAGGGCAAAGUAGGAAUUUCACAGGUGACACUUCUCCUCUGUGGAGCCACAUGAAAUGAUUUAUAUUUUAAAUGUUACUCUGAUUACACUUAUUGUAAAACUUGGACUGUGAUGGUGAACCAGACUGAAGAGCUGUGCUACUCCAAGUGUUACAUUUGUUUUGCAGAUUUUGGGUUAAAAAUUUAUCUUUAAACACUAAAUUUCUUUGGGCACUUGACAAUAAAAACCCAAAUCCUCACUGGUUUUCAUUAGUAUGCAGCAGUGGCAAGUCUCACUUCCUGGCAUCCAGGAGCUUAUGCAGGGCAAGGGUUUAUCCCAGUCAUCACUGUCUCCUUUCAGCUGCUUAGGAAUGAGCCAGGGAUGGAGGGUGCUGUUAUUCCAUGUGGGUGUGAUUUUGUUAAGUGAAGGGAAGUACAAACUCUGGAAUGGGGAAAGGACUCCUGACUUGUUUGGAAAGCAGGUGCCAGUGUGCUGGGCAGCAGUUCCUCUUUCUCAAGAGGCAGUGAAAGAUGGCAGUGAAUAGAGGGUCGGUCAUCUGGCCACCACACUUAGCCAAGAGGGUUAGUAGGUAAAAACGAACCUUUUCUUGCAGUUUUGGAGCAGUGAAAUGGCCCUUUGCCUGUGAGGGCUGGGCUGGAACCACGCUGAGCUGAGCUGCAGGUCACAGCCAGGCACAGGAGGGUUUGCUGAGAUGGUCUGGACUGGAUUGGUGCAGGUUGGGUGGGGAAGCUCAGGGUGUCAGGAUUGACCUGGAGCUCCUGCUGCUGGACUCAGGGAGUACAGGGAGAGAUGGGGUUUGACCAUGUCCUGACCUUGGCUCUGCUCUAGGUAAAACUCCAGGCAAGUGGAGUCCUUUCUCUUUGCACACCUCCAGAAAUGAAAAGCCUCUUUUUAGAAAAAGGAAAAGUUUCUGCUGUUGCCAUCUGCAGUCAUUCAACACCUACUUUUUUCUAACUAGACUUUUUAAAAUUAACUUAUUUUAAAAGAAAAACCCUUUUCAGAGUAUUUAUGUAUUUUUAUGGCAUUUAGUUAACAUGACUAAAUGAAAUACUCGGCUCCAAGGUGUUGCUAUUUUCCGUUAACUAAGGGCUAUCUUACCAGGAAGUGGAUGUAAGAUGUAAUGCCAGAGGAUUAAGGGAAGACAAAGAACGGUUCCACCACUGUCUUGGGGUGUUUGUUCCUGUGUUUGUUCUUGGGGGGUUGAGGGAAACUCUGAAAUCCAGCUGUGAGUGGUGUCAGUGAGGGCACAGCUGUGUAUCAGUGCUCUGUUUCUGGAGCAUUUUUAUUGACAUUGUAUCGAGAUUAAACUUUACAUGCACGUGUUCUGCAGUUAUUUAUUAAAAAAGUACUACCCCUGUGCUCUAUUAA